UUUUAAAGAUUUUGUUUUUUGUUUUGGGGUCCGGGUGAUGGAGAGAGAAAGCUCAGUGUUUUCAGAUCUGAUCACAUCUGAAUGAAUGAAUGACUACAGAUACAAAAACAGGGAGAAGGAAGGAGAGAAAUUCAGGUGAUAGAGAGAGAGAGUAGGAGAGAGACAGGGCCCUGAUCUUAUUAAAAAGUUGUGAGCGCUUUUCAAAGCUGAAAAACAAUGGAAAGAGAGAGAGAGAGAGCAGGUGGGUACUGUGGAAAAAAAAAAGAGCAGUGAUCGUAAAAAGUGGUUCUCUGUUGUCUCUGUGAUUGUGUAGUUACAUUUUGAGGAGGGAGUGGUAGUAGUAGUGGAAGUGAAAAAGACUAAAAAUUGGUUUACUUUCCCAUUUGGUUGUACAUUUCGUUUUGAUUAAGAAGAUUCUGCUGUACCUGAGAAAGGUAAAUGCUGUGAAUUCAAUGGCAGUGAUGAUGGAGGUGUAGAAGAGGUCCACUUUUUCCUCUUUUGUUGGUUUUAACCUUAUCUUGGAUCUUUGUUUUCUUGUUGCUCAGAGCAUUUAACUCGCUGAAUCAAAAGCCCUUCCUCUUCUUCUUCUCUCAUGAAGUUGAAGCCUUUAUUGCUUUGAAAUAGAACAGUCGAUCAAACCAGCAUUCAAACCCAGAACAGAGCACUCAAAACAGAAACCCGAAACCAUGAAGGACAUGGAGAAAAGCUUGGAUCCUCAGCUAUGGCACGCCUGCGCCGGCGGCAUGGUCCAAAUGCCUCCGGUGAACUCCAAAGUCUUCUACUUUCCUCAAGGACACGCCGAGCACGCCCAAACCCACGUCGAUUUCCCCGCCUCCUCCGUCAGAAUCCCACCUCUCAUUCUCUGCCGCGUCGCCGGAAUCAGAUACAUGGCCGACCCGGAAACCGACGAGGUCUUCGCCAGAAUCCGGCUGGUCCCUUCCGAGAGCAACGAGGUUUUUGCUCAGGACCAAGGCUCUGUGGACUCUGAUGGGUCUGGGAAUCCGGAAAAGCCUUCUUCUUUCGCUAAGACUCUGACCCAGUCCGACGCUAACAAUGGCGGCGGGUUCUCCGUUCCGAGAUACUGCGCCGAGACCAUUUUCCCGAGGCUGGACUACUCCGCCGACCCGCCGGUGCAGACGGUGAUCGCCAAGGACGUCCACGGCGAGUUGUGGAAGUUCCGGCACAUUUACCGAGGCACCCCUCGCCGGCAUUUGCUGACCACCGGGUGGAGCACGUUCGUGAACCAGAAGAAGCUCGUCGCCGGCGACUCGAUUGUGUUCCUGCGAGCCGAAAACGGCGACCUCUGCGUCGGGAUUCGGAGGGCCAAGCGGGGGUCGCCGGAGGGUUCGUCGGAAUCGGGGUGGAACCACGGCGGUUCUGGGGGAGGGUCGGUUUUGCCGUAUUCCGGGUUCUCGGUGUUUCUGAAAGAUGAAGAGAGCAAAAUGGGGAGAAAUAAUGGGUUUGGGAAUUCGAGUCUGAAUAAUGGGAAGGAGAGAGGGGGCAGAGGAGGAGGAAGAGUGAGGCCUGAGGCUGUGGUGGAGGCUGCCACUCUUGCGGCCAAUGGACAGCCGUUUGAGGUGGUUUAUUAUCCGAGAGCCAGCACGCCGGAGUUUUGUGUUAAGGCCUCGGCGGUGAGGGCGGCGAUGAGGGUGCAGUGGUGCUCAGGCAUGAGGUUUAAGAUGCCUUUUGAGACUGAGGACUCUUCUAGGAUUAGUUGGUUCAUGGGAACCAUAGCUUCUGUUGAUGUUAAUGAUAAAAUCCGCUGGCCUAAUUCUCCUUGGAGAGUUCUACAGGUGACAUGGGAUGAGCCAGAUUUGUUACAGAAUGUGAAGUGUGUCAGCCCAUGGUUGAUUGAGCUGGUAUCAAAUUUUCCCAUUAUCCACAUGGCGCCCUUUUCACCGCCACGGAAGAAGUUGCGUAUCCCGCAACACCCAGACUUUGACGGGCAGUUAACGUUGCCAUCAUUUUCAGGCAACCCCCUCGGGUCCAGCAGCCCCAUGUGUUGUCUACCAGAUAACACUCCUGCAGGCAUACAGGGAGCCAGGCAUGCUCAACUUAGAAUAUCUUUAUCAAAUCUCCACUUUAACAGCAAACUGCAGUCGGGGCUGUUCUCGUCCAGUUUCCAGAGGUUCGAUCAAAAUUCUAGAAUUCCCAAUGACAUCAGGAAUGGCCACACAAACAGCAACGAAAGCCUAUCUUGCUUGCUAACAAUGGGAAGUUCUAAUCAGAACUUGGAGAAAUCUGAUGAUGUGAAGAAACACCAGUUUUUACUCUUUGGUCAACCAAUAAUUACUGAGCAGCAGAUCUCUCGUAGCUGCUCCAGUGAUGCAGUUUCACAAGUUCUUGCUGGUAAUAAUUUGAAAGAUGAGAAUCAAGGCAGAAAAAGGUUUCUAUCUGUUGGUUCAGACUCUGCUCUUGAGCGCUGGGCUUCACUAGAGAAAUCUGCAUUGAACGAGGAAUUUCAAGCUAUUGAUGUGGAUACCGGUCAUUGCAAGGUAUUCAUGGAGUCCGAGGAUGUUGGAAGGACUCUUGACCUCUCAGCUUUAGGCUCUUAUGAUGAGUUAUACAGGAGGCUGACCAUCAUGUUUGGAUUAGAAAAACCGGAAAUGCUGAGCCAUGUUCUUUACCGAGAUCCAACAGGUGUUGUUAAACAAACUGGAGAUGAACCAUUCGGUGAAUUUAAGAAAACAGCAAAGAGACUGACUAUUCUAACACGUCCGGCCAAUGAAACUAUUGGAAGGACAUGGAUUAGAGGAAUGGAAAAUGCUGAAAGUAGACUUGGUGCAUCAAACAAGACUGGUCCUUUGAGCAUAUUUGCUUAGUCUAGUAUGGCAUUGAGACUAGAUGAUGUUGAGAAUACUCGAUGAAUGUUGAAUGUUUAUUUGCACUUUAAUUUAGCUAGGAGAAAUGGGAUACCGAACUCCUCCUAUUCUGUGUCAUCUUGAAGUACAUUUCUGUGUGAAGUACAUGCAUGUUCUACUAAAUAUAAAUAAUGCCAAUGGUGAAAAUUUUCUUGCCUAA
Rosa chinensis is the source of this 3021-nucleotide messenger RNA. RefSeq names its product auxin response factor 18. Gene Ontology annotation, biological process: regulation of DNA-templated transcription; response to hormone. The record is from RefSeq and is a predicted model, not a curated record. The transcript is spliced from 4 exons. Lineage: Eukaryota; Viridiplantae; Streptophyta; Magnoliopsida; Rosales; Rosaceae. Gene Ontology annotation, cellular component: nucleus. Gene Ontology annotation, molecular function: protein binding; DNA binding. The coding region runs from base 687 to 2822 and encodes 711 amino acids.